Macrosiphum euphorbiae (potato aphid) is the source of this 735-nucleotide messenger RNA. Lineage: Eukaryota; Metazoa; Arthropoda; Insecta; Hemiptera; Aphididae. The record is from the annotation of a GenBank genome assembly.
AUGGCAAAAGGUUUUUUUGAAAAAACUCAAUUUCCAAACACAGUUGCUGCAGUCGAUGGUAAACACAUACGGUUGCAAUGUCCUAAAAAAACUGGAAGUCUUUAUUAUAACUACAAACAGUUCUUUUCAUUAAUUCUGCUUGGAUUGUGUGAUGCGAACUAUUGCUUCAGAAUUAUUGAUGUGGGAUCGUAUGGCAAAGAGAGUGACUGUAAUAUAUUCAAACAGUCACGGUUUGGGAAAAAACUUUAUGCUGACAAAGUUAACUUCCCCCCAGAUGCUCCUUUGCCUGGUGAUGAAGAUGGUGUACCUCAACCAUUUAUUGUAGUAGGUGACGAGGCUUUUGCUUUAAAUAAACAUUUGUUGAGACCAUUUCCAGGGAAAAGCUUGACCAAUGAGAGGAGGAUUUUUAACUACCGACUCUCCAGGGCUAGACGUUACAUUGAAUGUACAUUUGGAAUUCUUUCAAACAAAUGGAGAGUAUUCCAUACACCAAUUUUGACUUCUCCAGAUUUUGCAGUUCAAAUUACCAAAGCAGCAUGUAUAUUACAUAACUUUGUCCGGCGAAGAGAUGGAUACGACAAACAAGAUUUAGAAAACUGCAACAUUGGAGGAAUAGAAGAGAGAAGGGGCGUUGGAAAUGCUCCUUCAAAUGCUAAAGAUGUUAGGGAAUAUUUUGUUAAAUACGUGAAUAGCCCACAAAAUUCACUAAGCUGGCAAAAUAAAGUGAUUCUUUAA